ACAUCCAUUCCCUCUAAAGACCGACCCUUUUCUUCCUUUUGCUUCCCACUGCAUUUUGCUCGCCCCCAGGGCUGAAGGACCCUGCUCAAUUUUCAUCGUUCUUCUGUUUGUUGUUCGUCGGUUUCCCCUGAAUUGUUUCUUCUCUUUUUCAAGUAUUGGCUCUGUGGGAGUUGGGCGCUAGUUCUCGUCAAUGGCUGCAUCCUCGGCAUGCCUCAUUGGGAAUGUUUUAUCUACCCGGUCUAGUAAACUAAAUCUGAAUAGGGAGAUUUAUGGAAAGCGUUUGUCUCCUUCCUCGGGUCUUCCUUCAUCGGGGAAGGUGUUUAAAUCAAUCUCUGUGAAAGCGUUUUUGGACCGGAGGCAACUUGAUGGGAGAAGAGGCUUUUUAAAGCUUUUGCUUGGAAAUGCUGGACUUAGCUUACCUGCAUUACUUGGUGCUGGGAAUGCUAAUGCUGAGGAGCAAGGUGUAUCUUCAUCAAGGAUGUCUUACUCAAGGUUUUUGGAGUAUCUGGACAAGGAUAGAGUGAAAAAAGUAGAUUUGUUUGAGAAUGGUACAAUUGCCAUUGUCGAGGCUGUUUCUCCCGAAUUGGGUAACCGGGUCCAGCGUGUGCGGGUGCAACUUCCAGGACUUAGCCAAGAGCUCCUUCAGAAAUUCAGAGAAAAAAACAUUGAUUUUGCUGCACAUAGUGCCCAGGAAGACUCAGGUUCUCUUUUGUUCAAUUUGAUUGGGAACUUGGCUUUCCCUCUCAUCCUGAUUGGAGGCCUUUUCCUUCUUUCGAGGCGCUCUUCUGGUGGAAUUGGUGGGCCUGGAGGUCCAGGUUUCCCUCUUGCCUUUGGCCAAUCCAAGGCUAAGUUCCAAAUGGAACCAAACACUGGAGUAACCUUUGAUGAUGUUGCUGGAGUAGAUGAAGCAAAGCAAGAUUUCAUGGAAGUAGUGGAGUUCUUGAAGAAACCAGAACGUUUCACUGCAGUUGGUGCACGUAUUCCUAAAGGUGUUCUUCUCAUUGGUCCUCCUGGAACCGGAAAGACUCUUCUUGCCAAGGCAAUUGCUGGAGAAGCAGGUGUCCCAUUCUUCUCCAUCUCUGGAUCUGAGUUUGUUGAGAUGUUUGUUGGUGUUGGUGCUUCUCGAGUUCGUGAUCUCUUCAAGAAGGCCAAGGAGAAUGCUCCUUGCAUUGUAUUUGUGGAUGAGAUUGAUGCAGUUGGACGACAAAGAGGAACUGGAAUUGGAGGAGGGAAUGAUGAGAGGGAACAAACCCUUAACCAGCUUCUGACUGAAAUGGAUGGUUUUGAGGGAAACACUGGUAUCAUUGUAAUUGCAGCAACCAACCGUGCAGACAUUCUUGACUCUGCCUUACUCAGACCUGGGCGCUUUGACAGACAGGUAACUGUUGAUGUUCCUGAUGUACGUGGAAGGACAGAGAUCUUAAAGGUACAUGCCAGCAAUAAAAAGUUUGAUGGAGAUGUUUCUCUUGAUGUGAUAGCCAUGAGAACACCUGGUUUUAGUGGAGCAGACCUUGCAAACCUCUUAAAUGAGGCUGCUAUAUUGGCUGGUCGUCGUGGUAAGACUGCAAUCUCAUCUAAGGAGAUCGAUGAUUCAAUUGAUAGGAUUGUGGCUGGAAUGGAGGGAACAGUUAUGACAGAUGGGAAGAGCAAAAGCUUGGUGGCAUACCAUGAAGUGGGCCAUGCCAUAUGUGGAACAUUGACACCAGGGCACGAUGCUGUGCAAAAGGUCACACUAAUCCCACGUGGGCAAGCACGGGGACUUACUUGGUUCAUUCCUGCGGAUGAUCCAACCCUGAUCUCUAAGCAGCAGCUGUUUGCAAGAAUUGUUGGUGGACUUGGUGGCAGAGCUGCUGAGGAAGUGAUCUUUGGUGAGGCUGAGGUGACCACUGGUGCAGCUGGAGACUUGCAGCAAAUCACAGGUUUGGCAAAACAGAUGGUAACUACAUUUGGCAUGUCUGAAAUUGGCCCAUGGUCACUUAUGGACUCGUCACAAAGUGCAGAUGUAAUAAUGAGAAUGAUGGCAAGGAAUUCAAUGUCAGAGAAGCUUGCAGAAGACAUUGAUGCAGCUGUUAAGCGAAUCUCAGACAGUGCAUAUGAGAUUGCAUUGGUCCAUAUUCGGAAUAACCGUGAGGCCAUUGAUAAGAUUGUAGAGGUCCUUCUUGAGAAGGAAACCCUGAGUGGGGAUGAGUUCCGAGCAAUUCUUUCAGAGUUUGUGGAAAUCCCUGCUGAAAAUAGGGUCCCUCCUUCAGUGCCAUCUCCUGUCACUGUAUAAACCAUUUAUAAACUGUAAAUCUCAAUUACACCCUUUCAUGUUUCAUAUUGAUCUGCGGUUGAUUGACCAAUUCCAUUGUUAUCUGAGUUUCAAUGUAUACUAUGUAUAAGUUUCAGCAACUCCAAGUUAGAUUACAGGUAUAGGUGCAUAGAAUAUUUACUAAUUCAAAUCCUUAUCACAUCAUUUGUUUAAAGCAAAUGUAAUCUUUUGUUCUGAUAUUAUCUGCCAUAGAAAUCUAAACUAUUACGUGGUUUUGA
Nelumbo nucifera (sacred lotus) is the source of this 2529-nucleotide messenger RNA. RefSeq names its product ATP-dependent zinc metalloprotease FTSH 2, chloroplastic. Lineage: Eukaryota; Viridiplantae; Streptophyta; Magnoliopsida; Proteales; Nelumbonaceae. Gene Ontology annotation, molecular function: metalloendopeptidase activity; ATP-dependent peptidase activity; zinc ion binding. Gene Ontology annotation, cellular component: chloroplast thylakoid membrane. The record is from RefSeq and is a predicted model, not a curated record. Gene Ontology annotation, biological process: proteolysis.